AUGGUUCAGGGGCCCAUGGGGAACUGUGCCAAACGGCCCCGGCGCAAGGGGUCUAAGGACCCCUGGCAGUGGCCCGGCUCCCCCCUAGGGAGCUCCCGCCCCCGCCCCAGCCCUAGGCCUGAGGAACAGGGGGGCAGCCAGGGCUACUCCGUGCUCGGCAGCCUAGUGGGGCCAGCCUGCAUCUUCCUUCGGCCCAGCAUCGCCGCCACCCAACUCGACCGGGAGCUGCGGCCCGAGGAGAUUGAAGAGCUUCAGAUCGCCUUCCAGGAGUUUGACCGAGACCGAGAUGGUUACAUCGGUUACCGGGAGCUGGGCGCCUGCAUGCGGACCCUGGGUUACAUGCCCACGGAGAUGGAACUCAUCGAGAUCUCGCAGCAGAUCAGUGGCGGGAAGGUGGACUUUGAAGACUUUGUAGAGCUCAUGGGCCCAAAGCUGCUGGCAGAGACUGCAGACAUGAUUGGUGUGAGGGAGCUGCGAGACGCCUUCCGGGAGUUUGACACCAACAGGGAUGGCUGCAUCAGCUUGGGGGAGCUCCGGGCAGCACUGAAGGCUCUGCUGGGAGAGCGCCUCAGCCAGAGAGAGGUGGAUGAGAUCCUGCAGGACAUAGACCUCAAUGGAGAUGGCCUGGUUGACUUUGAAGAAUUUGUACGAAUGAUGUCUCGCUGA
Jaculus jaculus (lesser Egyptian jerboa) is the source of this 666-nucleotide messenger RNA. RefSeq names its product calcium-binding protein 2. The coding region runs from base 1 to 666 and encodes 221 amino acids. The transcript is spliced from 7 exons. The record is from RefSeq and is a predicted model, not a curated record. NCBI's taxonomy places the organism in Eukaryota, Metazoa, Chordata, Mammalia, Rodentia, Dipodidae. Gene Ontology annotation, molecular function: calcium ion binding.